AUGGCUUCCAAGGUCAGACUAACUUUGUCAGAUAACGAACUUAUUGAUAUCUUCAUGGGCACGCAUCAAUGGUUGUAUUUUGAGAAGCUAAUUAGAAGUUCUUCUACAAACUUCACAGAUAUGGUAACUAUUGGUGAACGUGUUGAAAAUGGGUUGAAAUCGGGGAAGAUCGUAGAUACCACUGCUCAACAAACUAAGAAUAAGAAGCCACAUAGGGGCUUCGCGAAAAAGAAGGAAGGGGAGACAAGUGUUGUGACGCCGCAAUGUCAGUAUCAACCACAGAACAACAAUCAACAAUCAUCACCUACUAAGAAAAAUCAGAAUCAACAGUACAACCGUGACAAAAGGGGCCAAGGCCAAGGCCAGAAUAACAGGAACAACUUUGGUAAACGCCCUCAGAUUGAUAAAUUUCUGGUGCCAUACAAUGAAUUUUUGCCAUAUUUGAUUCACGUAGGGGCCAUCGUACCGAAAGAAAUUCAUGCAGCCUCUCCUACCUUUCAUCCUAAGCAAAAUCAUAAUGCCUCGUGCACCUUCCAUGCCGGGUAUAUAGGACAUUCUACAGAGGACUGUUGGACCCUAAAAAAUAAGAUCCAAGACUUGAUUAAUCAGAAGGUUUUGUCUUUCUCUGAGGAAAAUCCUAACGCGAAAACAAACCCUUUGCCUAAUCAUUGUGGUUCAGCAGUCAAUGCUAUUAUUGAAGAGGAAAAUACAGAAUAUGCACUACGGGGUGGCAAUGUGAAGACUCUGAUGUCAGUUGUAUUGAAGAGACUUGAACAGUUUGGGUUUCUAACUGGCAUACAUGAAGAUUGCGCAGUAUGUGAAUAUGAUCCGGAUAAUUGUAGUAAUUUGAAGGGUUGUGUGCAAAAGAUGAUGGAUCAAGGGCUGAUACAGUUCUCCAAGUCCAAGGAAGUAGAAGAAAUUGCAGAGAUCAAACUAAUAACAAUCGUGUAUAGGAAGAAGAAGGUUGAAGCUCCUCCCAAGAGGAUUCAACCAUACAAUUUCCGUGUUCCUAGUCUGUUUCCGUAUCAGAACACCAAGGCGGUGCCCUGGAAUUAUGAAACAACGGCAUACGUGGGUGGAAAAUAA
Molecule: messenger RNA, 1086 nt
Organism: Lathyrus oleraceus (garden pea)
Lineage: Eukaryota; Viridiplantae; Streptophyta; Magnoliopsida; Fabales; Fabaceae
Exons: 2
Coding region: 1-1086 (361 amino acids)
Source: RefSeq, a predicted model, not a curated record